Vespula pensylvanica (western yellowjacket) is the source of this 1538-nucleotide messenger RNA. It is a transcript of the gene Grasp65, whose product is annotated as Golgi reassembly-stacking protein 2. Gene Ontology annotation, molecular function: protein binding. NCBI's taxonomy places the organism in Eukaryota, Metazoa, Arthropoda, Insecta, Hymenoptera, Vespidae. The transcript has 8 exons. Gene Ontology annotation, cellular component: Golgi apparatus. The record is from RefSeq and is a predicted model, not a curated record. Bases 183 to 1448 code for a protein of 421 amino acids. Gene Ontology annotation, biological process: Golgi organization.
UCUAUAGCAUAAAUCUGUCCAAAUUGUGGCCAAUUAUAAUUAUAGUUAAAUAAAACCACAUGAUAGAAUAAGAAGACUAACGAGAAGAUAGCAAUAAUGUUCAUAAAGAACGCAAAAAAAUUCUUUGUUCUAUCGGUACGAUAAAAAUUACGAGAGUGACUUGGGAAAAUCUUUUAUAAGAAAUGGGAUCUUCUCAUAGCGUGGAAAUACCUGGAGGUGGUACAGAAGGUUAUCACGUAUUAAGAGUUCAGGAUGACUCUCCUGGACAAAAAGCUGGUUUGGAAGCAUUUUUCGAUUUUAUUGUCUCCAUUGGAAAUACUCGCUUGGAUCAGGAUAAUCAUAUUUUAAAGGAUCUUCUUAAAGCUAAUGUAGAUAAAGAAGUAAUUAUUACUGUAUACAGUAGUAAAACACAAUCUGUACGUCAAACUGUUAUUGUACCUAAUAUGACAUGGGGUGGACAAGGAUCCCUUGGUGUUAGCGUACGGUUUUGCUCAUUUGAAGGGGCCAAUGAAAAUGUUUGGCACGUACUUGAAGUACAUCCUUCUUCUCCCGCAGAACUAGCUGGUUUACAUCCCUUUACAGAUUACAUUAUUGGAGCUGAUUCUGUUCUACACGAAAGCGAAGAUUUAUUUACUCUGAUAGAGGCUCAUGAAUCUCGACCUUUGAAAUUAUACGUAUACAAUAUGAAGGAUGAUUCUUGUAGAGAAGUUACUAUUACACCGAAUAAUACAUGGGGGGGUCAAGGAAGUUUAGGAUGUGGAAUUGGAUAUGGAUAUUUGCAUAGAAUACCUAUCAGAAAUAUUCUAGAAAACAAACCACGUAAUUCAUCGUACAUGUGUAAUGUAACACCUACUCACACUCAAGUGCAAACAAACCCGAGUGCUACAGUUACAAACAUACCACCUGGAUUUUCAAUUCCAUCAAAUUAUAUUACAAAUAUUGACAAUACUAGUAAAAAUGAAACUGUAGUUACGUCGCAAGCAACAUUGCAUCCUAAUUUAUCACAAAUAAAUCCUGUUGAUGCUGGAGCUACUACAACUAAUUCAAUAAGUGAUCUUUCUUCUAAUCAACCAAUUAUUACUACUUCACCUAGUGCUGAAAUUACCAAUUAUAAAGAUAGUCCUAACAUUCCUGGUAUGCCAACCAGUCCACCUAUUUCAUCAUUUUCUAUGGAAGAAAAUAUUCCAGUAGGAUUAACAACUACAUCUCAUGUGGUUACAAUGGGGAGUUGUAAUUUACCGGGUGUUCAAACUACUGCUUCGUCAUUACCUUUCAAUGUGCCUCAAUCCCAACUUGUGACAACACCUAUUUCAUUACCUGGAAUGCCACCAAUUACUGUUAAUGCAACUCUCCCACAAAAUCCUUCUUUCUAUUCUUCUGUUCUUCAUAAAAAUCAAGUACCUACUACCACCACCCCAUCUUCACCCACAUCGGUAACGACACAGUAACAGUUAUUUCUGAUGCUUCAAAUGCAAUUUUUCUGCCCUUUGAUAAAAUAUUCUAUAUGUAGGUAAAAUAAAAUAGAACAUAUUACGCAA